Molecule: messenger RNA, 2116 nt
Organism: Sinocyclocheilus rhinocerous
Lineage: Eukaryota; Metazoa; Chordata; Actinopteri; Cypriniformes; Cyprinidae
Product: ceramide synthase 2-like
Exons: 13
Coding region: 346-1494 (382 amino acids)
Biological process (GO): ceramide biosynthetic process
Cellular component (GO): membrane
Molecular function (GO): sphingosine N-acyltransferase activity; DNA binding
Source: RefSeq, a predicted model, not a curated record
CGGAGCCGAGCGGACAGAAAGCUCCGAUAUCCCACGAUCAGGAAAUACCGCUCAAACUCACCACAGCUGCCGCUUUGUGCAGCCACUUUCUCCGUUAAACCGAUUUUCACCGAGUAGAAAACAUUUUUUGUUUGUGGAGGAGAGAUGCGGGUUGUAAACAGUCUGGCCGAACCGCGAAUCCAGUAACGGAGCACUGAAAGCCGCGGAGGGAACCGGAGAAGCGCUUCACGACGCGUCCGUCAUCAUCACGGCCCGCUGUUCCCGUGCAGCGACUGAAGUGAGUCUCCGGUACCGUGUGUGUGGAGCUACUGGAACAGGUUUUGGUGGCACAUUUGUACACAGCAUAUGCUGGAGUGGGUGAGUGAAGUGUUCUGGCAGGAGCAUCUGUGGUUCCCGGAGGGUUUGGGAUGGGCUGAUCUGGAGGACCGUGAUGGGCGAGUCUACGCGAAGGCACGGGAUUUGUGGGUGGCACUGCCAAUCGCCGUCCUGUUUCUAGUAAUUCGACAGGUCUUUGAGAGAUAUGUUGCUACACCGCUAGCCUCUCUGCUGGGCUUGAAACAAACAGUCAGACGGCGAGUUACACACAACCUCACACUGGAGUCCCACUAUUGCAACACAACUAAAAACCCCACACAGAGUUCAGUAGAGAAACUGUGCAAGCAGACGGGAUGGACCGAGCGACAGGUCCAGCGCUGGUUCAGGCGGCGCAGGAAUCAAGACAGACCCAACCUUCUCAAGAAGUUUCGUGAGGCCAGCUGGAGAUUCGCCUUUUAUCUUCUCGCCUUCAUCGGUGGUCUUGCUGCACUAAUAGAUAAGCCCUGGUUGUAUGAUCUCGAGGAGAUGUGGAAAGGCUUCCCCACUCUGACUCUCCUGUCGUCUCAGUACUGGUACUACAUGCUGGAGCUGGGUUUCUACACCUCUCUUCUCUUCAGCCUGGCAUCUGAUGUCAAGCGUAAAGACUUCAAAGAGCAGGUCAUUCAUCACGUGGCCACCAUCAUGUUGAUCAGCUUCUCCUGGUGUGUUAAUUACAUCAGAGCGGGAACGCUCAUCAUGUUCAUGCAUGAUUCAGCCGACUAUCUGCUCGAGUCAGCUAAGAUGUUUAACUACGCCCGAUGGAAGAACGCAUGCAACUACAUCUUCAUCCUGUUUGCUGCGAUCUUCAUCGUCACUCGCCUCAUCAUCUUCCCUUUCCGGAUCAUGUAUUGCACAUGGGUGUAUCCCGUGACCCUGUACCCUCCGUUCUUCGGAUAUUACUUCUUUAACGGGCUGCUGAUGGUUCUGCUGUGUCUGCACAUCUUCUGGGCCGCGCUGAUCAUACGCUUGGCCUUCCGCUUCUUGAGCAGUAACUCGUCGGUAGAAGACGAGAGGUCCGAUCGAGAGGAGACGGACGAGUCCGAGGAGGAAGAACAGAUGAGAAACGGAGAGAUAAAGAAAAACGGACCAGCUCAGAACGGCCACGCUACAUAUAACAACAACCACUCUAAAACAGAGUGACGUCCCGAGAGAAACCCAAAGAGAUUCUUCCUCUCCUGAAGCAGAGCAGAGACGAACACACACACAUACAGUAGCAGUCAUCACACGAACACCUCUAUCUGGAGGGACGAACAGAGAGCAGUGCUGCCUCUAUUGACAUAAGCUUACAGGAGCAGAUCACCUAGAAAUCUACAUCAUUUACUGAUGCCUCUCCGGUGACUUUCUUGCAAAGACUUUCAACCUGCUCUUCCCCAUACAAUGAAAAUCAAUGGUGACCACGACGGUCAAGCAAGAUUUGCCGUCUGUUCCUCACACAGAUCAGUGCUCGUCUCAUAUUGCUGCAUUUUUUUAUGCUGCGUCUUUGUGCUUUCUAGAGCUUGAAAUCCUUUAAUUUCAUUGUAUGGUAGACAGCUAUGGAAGCCAAUGGAAUACAUGAAUUAAAAGGUAAUUGUGACAUUGUAUCUCACAAUUCAGACUUUGUUUCUCGCAAUUCUGAGAAAAACAGAAUUCCGAGAUUUAAAACUCAGAAUUCCACGCAAUUCCAGAGUUUAUGUCCCAUAAUUCUAAAUUUUACAUCUCGCAAUAAUUAUGAGAUGUAAACUCAGAAUUGCAAGAAAAAAGUCAGAAUUAUGAGAUAAAAAAA